GUUGCCUUCCUGUCAAAGCCUCAAGGCCCAGUUACUCCCAAGAAGAAGGGGAAUGGGAAUAAAAGAAGAAAAGGAAAAGGCUUGGGGAAGAAGAGAGACCCAUGCCUGCGGAAGUACAAGGAUUUCUGCAUUCAUGGUGAAUGCAAAUACAUCAGAGAGCUGGGUGCUCCAUCCUGCAUAUGCCAGCCAGGAUAUCAUGGAGAGAGAUGCCAUGGCCUCUUGCUGCCUGUAGAGCAUCCCCCAAGCACGUAUGACCACACCACAGCGCUCGCUGUUGUUGCAGUGGUCCUGUCCUCGCUGUGCCUUGUCAUCAUCACAGCCUUGUUGAUGUUCAGGUGUCACAAGAGGGGUGUCUAUGAUGUAGAAAAUGAAGAAAAAAUAAAGCUGGGCAUCACUGUGAAUCACUGAAGAUGCCAGGUGCUGGUGAGGGCUUGGCACUGAUGCAGUUCUACCUCCUGGAAGAUGUGAGCCGCAGAGCUAGCCCCGUCCCUGGGACCCUGCAGCACAGCAGGACGGAGCCGCUUUGGGGCUUGCCAGGCAGCGGUGCCACUGCAGGGAGCUUCGGCGACCUCCAGGUGGAGGAGGCUGGGAGCAAUGCUCUCGGGCAGGCUCUGAGCAGAGCCGGCCGCGUGGGGCUCUCCAGCGACUUGGGGCCGCCCACCGCAGUGCAUGCAGGGGAACAAACUGUGAAAGGCUUGGAGAGCAGGCUCGAGGCUUCCGUAGGCACAGGAGGGGUGGGAGGGUAACAGCUAUUUAACAAGAGAAUGUUCCUUUUAAAUUAUAUAUUUAUUUUAGAUAAAUUGUACAUACUAUUUAUAUUUAUUGGAGGUCUGUCUCUGCACCCUUUGUGUAAGCCAAGAUGAUCCUUGCGUGGGUCAGACCUCCUUUAUUUUUUAAGUGCAAUGUAAUAUUCUAAUAAAUAACUUUGUAAC
This is a messenger RNA of Meleagris gallopavo (turkey), 932 nucleotides long. Lineage: Eukaryota; Metazoa; Chordata; Aves; Galliformes; Phasianidae. The record is from RefSeq and is a predicted model, not a curated record.